CGAGCAUCCGUGAUCCGUCGAGAAGCAAACGGGAGAGUCGGACGGUGAACGCAGUCUUAGGUAAACCCGCUAUGGCUUCACGAUUAAGGGAAUUGUAAGUGAAAUCGACAACAACUCUGGUUGGUAAACAUAGCUACAUAUUCUGAAAUUCAACAAUUAACAAAUAGCAUCGAGGGGUGCGGCCUCCCGGAGCAGGAUCUUGGCAGUGUUGUGACACCCCAUCCCAGAUCUUGGGGAAGAUGGCGGACCCGGCGGAGUGCACCAUCAAAGUGAUGUGUCGUUUUAGGCCACUCAACGGUUCUGAGGUGAUGAGAGGGGACAAAUAUAUUCCUAAGUUUCAAGCAGAGGACAAUGUGAUUGUCGGGGGGAAGCCAUACGUGUUUGACCGUGUCUUCCAGUCCAGCACUACUCAGGAGCAGGUGUAUAAAGCUUGUGCUCAAGAGAUUGUUAAAGAUGUGCUUGGGGGUUAUAACGGUACAAUAUUUGCCUAUGGGCAGACCUCAUCUGGCAAAACACACACUAUGGAGGGUAAUCUGCAUGACCCAGACGGAAUGGGAAUUAUUCCACGCAUUGUACAGGACAUAUUUAACUACAUUUACUCAAUGGAUGAAAACCUGGAAUUCCAUAUCAAGGUGUCAUAUUUUGAGAUUUAUUUGGAUAAAAUCAGAGACUUGCUGGAUGUGUCUAAGACUAACCUUUCUGUGCAUGAAGACAAGAACAGGGUCCCAUAUGUCAAGGGUUGCACUGAGCGCUUUGUUUGUAGCCCGGAAGAGGUAAUGGAUACCAUUGAUGAAGGCAAAUCCAACAGACAUGUGGCUGUUACAAACAUGAAUGAGCACAGCUCCAGGAGUCACAGUAUCUUCCUGAUUAAUGUGAAGCAGGAGAACACACAGACAGAACAGAAACUUAGCGGGAAGCUCUAUCUGGUCGACCUGGCUGGGAGUGAGAAGGUCAGUAAGACUGGAGCUGAAGGAGCUGUUUUGGAUGAAGCCAAAAACAUUAACAAGUCCCUCUCUGCACUGGGCAAUGUCAUUUCUGCACUGGCUGAAGGAUCGACAUAUGUUCCCUACAGAGACAGUAAGAUGACGAGGAUCCUUCAGGACUCUCUGGGUGGGAAUUGCAGAACUACCAUUGUGAUCUGCUGCUCUCCUUCCUCUUUUAAUGAGGCUGAGACCAAAUCUACACUCUUGUUUGGACAGAGAGCGAAGACCAUUAAGAACACUGUAUGUGUCAAUGUGGAGUUGACGGCGGAACAGUGGAAGAAGAAAUAUGAGAAAGAGAAAGAGAAGAACAAGACCCUCCGCAACACCAUCACUUGGCUGGAGAAUGAGCUCAACCGCUGGAGGAAUGGUGAGACUGUGCCGAUUGAAGAGCAGUUUGAUAAGGAGAAGGCCAAUGCUGAGGUUUUAGCUCUGGAUAAUACAGUGAAUAAUGAUAAGAUUGCCUCCACCCCCAACAUCCCUGGGGUGCGUCUGACUGACACUGAGAGAGAGAAGUGUGAGGCAGAGCUAGCCAAACUCUACAAGCAACUGGAUGACAAGGAUGAUGAGAUAAACCAGCAGUCUCAGCUGGCUGAGAAACUCAAGCAACAGAUGCUGGACCAGGAAGAGCUGCUGGCCUCUUCACGCCGGGACCACGAUAACCUGCAGGCGGAGCUGACCCGCCUGCAGCUGGAGAACGAGGCCUCUAAGGAGGAGGUGAAGGAGGUGCUGCAGGCUCUGGAGGAGCUUGCUGUCAACUAUGACCAGAAGAGCCAGGAGGUGGAAGACAAGACCAAGGAGUUUGAGACCCUGAGUGAUGAGCUCAACCAGAAAUCGAGUGUUCUGGCCUCCUUAGACUCUGAGCUUCAGAAGUUAAAGGAGAUGACCAACCAUCAGAAGAAGAGAGUGACUGAAAUGAUGUCAUCACUGUUGAAGGACCUGGCAGAGAUUGGCAUUGCUGUGGGCAGUAAUGACAUCAAGCAUGAGGGAAGUGGUCUGAUCGACGAAGAGUUCACUGUGGCCAGGCUCUACAUCAGUAAGAUGAAAUCAGAGGUGAAGACCCUAGUGAAGCGCAGUAAGCAGCUGGAGAUGGCUCAGGCUGACAGCAACAAGAAGAUGGACGAGAAUGAGAAGGAGCUGGCCGCUUGCCAGCUCCGCAUCUCCCAGCAUGAGGCUAAGAUCAAGUCUCUAACAGAGUACCUUCAGAAUGUAGAGCAGAAGAAGAGACAGUUGGAGGAGAACGUAGACUCCCUCAAUGAGGAGCUGGUCAAGAUCAGCGCUCAGGAGAAAGUUCAUGCUAUGGAAAAAGAGAAUGAGAUUCAGACAGCAAAUGAGGUCAAGGCUGCGGUGGAGCAGCAGAUCCAGAACCACAGGGAAGCUCACCAGAAGCAGCUGAGUAGCCUGAGGGAUGAGCUGGAGAACAAGGAGAAACUAAUCACCGAACUACAAGAUUUGAAUCAGAAGAUCAUGUUGGAACAGGAGCGGCUCAAGGUGGAACAUGAGAAGCUCAAAUCUAUGGACCAGGAUAAGAGCCGCAAACUCCAUGACCUGACAGUUAUGCAGGACAGAAGGGAGCAGGCCAGACAAGACCUUAAAGGCCUGGAGGAGACAGUGGCUAAGGAACUGCAGACUCUACAUAACUUACGAAAGCUGUUUGUGCAGGAUCUGGCAACCCGUGUCAAAAAGAGUGCUGAGAUGGACUCAGAUGACACUGGUGGCAGUGCAGCUCAGAAACAGAAAAUCUCCUUCCUGGAGAACAACUUGGAACAGCUCACUAAAGUCCACAAGCAGCUGGUGCGUGAUAACGCAGACUUGCGCUGUGAGCUGCCCAAGCUGGAGAAGCGUCUGCGGGCCACAGCUGAGCGGGUGAAGGCACUGGAGACAGCUCUGAAGGAGGCCAAAGAGAACGCAGUACGUGACCGCAAACGCUACCAGCAGGAGGUGGACCGUAUCAAAGAGGCCGUCAGAGCCAAGAACAUGGCCCGCAGGGGACACUCCGCACAGAUCGCCAAGCCAAUCCGACCAGGCCAGCCACCUGCUGCCUCUCCCACCCACCCUAAUGUCAACCGUCCCGGGGCUGGCCUCCUCCAGAUCAGCCAGCCAGUGGGCGUUCGUGGAGGAGGUGGAGCCAAACAGUAAAAGAAGGCUUGAAGUCUGUAAAUUCUCUAGAUUAAAUUAUUAUCGAGAAGAGCUGAACUGCCCCUCUAACACUGGAAAGUUCAGGAACCCUAAUAUC
Electrophorus electricus (electric eel) is the source of this 3216-nucleotide messenger RNA. RefSeq names its product kinesin family member 5B, b (gene kif5bb). Gene Ontology annotation, molecular function: microtubule motor activity; ATP binding; microtubule binding. The record is from RefSeq and is a predicted model, not a curated record. Gene Ontology annotation, biological process: microtubule-based movement. NCBI's taxonomy places the organism in Eukaryota, Metazoa, Chordata, Actinopteri, Gymnotiformes, Gymnotidae.